UAAAAUAUAACAGCAUAUAGUUAGUUAUGAUUCAAAUGAUAAUAUCAACAUAUAAAAUAUAGACAGAAUAUUUUAAUUUAUAGAGGUUGGUAUUAGGAUUUCUUUUAUAGUAGAUUUGAUAAUGGUGAGGAAUUGCUGUUAGAUUGGUAUUGUUUUCUCAACAGUGAUUUCUUUUUUCUUUUUCUUUUUUUCUUUUUUGGUAAUGACUGUUGCUCAUAGUAAUUUUUAAAUUUGUCGAAAACAUUGAUUGUAAGUUUCUACUCAUGGAAAACUUUAAGAGACAAAAAUCAGCUUUGAACCCUAGUAAAACAGUAAAGUGGAUUAACCACUAUAGUGUUACUUAAGGAGACCUUUUUUUUUUUUUUUUGGUUAUAUUGGGAGGAAAGAAACCCCUUGGGGGUUUCGAACCUGGGUGUCAAGCAGGGGGAAGGGGGGAGGCCACCACUGUGGUACCUGCUCUCGACACUUAAGGAGACCUUCAAUGUGGCAGAGAGUAUUCACAUUCACUACAUCACGUGAGUAGCAUGUGAUGGGUAAAUGUGAGGAGAGGGAGAAACCUAUACGGUUGUCCCACCCUAGAAUUUUGGCUCUCAGAUUUUGGAUUUUGGAUCUACAUGAUUCCCUGCAACGUUUUUCAACCAUAGAAGAAUAUGAAUCGUGAUAUCUUUUUUAUUUUUGGCUCUAAGUUAUAAUCAUUGUGUUAUUUUUUGAGCGUUCUUCUCCUCCUUAGAUAUAGUUCCAAAGACUCCUAAAAUCACAAUCGUAGGGGAAAAAAAGGGUUAAAAGUUAUUAGGGUUGGAAGGAAAAGUAAUAGGGAAGAAACUUCUGUUUCUACUACACAUGCUUUUCAUUUUUACCCCUUUCAACAAACUUUGUAAUUACAAAUUUGUCAUUUAUCUAUGCUAUUAUAUAAGGUAAGAACUUUAGGGUUUGGUGAGAGUUCUGAAAAUUCGAAAAGGUUUUUUGAUACAAGCAAUAUUGCGGGAUGGGGUGAGUCGAAGCUAGGACCUCAGGUGGAGGGGUAAAUGUUUUUAAUCAAUUGGGCUACAACCCCCUUGGGAAAAGGUUUUCAUUGAAAGAAAUUGUCACAAGAAGGAUUUCAUUUAAUGAAUAUAUUGAGGAAAAUUGCUCUUGUUCCCUUAAAAAGAAGGCCGAAGCCUAAAGGGCAAUCAGGUGAAUUAUUACUUGAAGCUAGAGAUUUAUGUUUUCUUUAUUCUCCAGAAGGACAAGAGUCUGAUGGAUCCCAAAAAAGUAUAGACGGGUUCUGUAUAUGCAUCUAAUUCUUGGUGUUAUUAGAUGGUACAUCAUAGUUUUAUGUUUAGCACAGCUCCACACAGGGGAAAGGGAAAGAAAUGGUACGUAGCAAUGCAAGUUUGGUAUAUUGCUUUAUCAGAAUAAAGUAGUGAGCAAGAUACCUAAAUGGCGCAGCAGCACAGUACAAGAUAUAUGAUAUAUUUAUACAACAUCCAACAAAUGCUUUCAAACUAGGAAAGGAAGAUACCAAAACCUUCCCUACCAAUAAGAACUAGGAACAACCUCAAACUUAAUUCAUGUCUUGCCGAGCCCCCCCUCAACCCUAAAUCACCACCACAUCCUCCUCCAACAUUAAAACUCGCCAAAAAACCCCGAAACACUCUUGCCCUAUGUUGUCACUAUCUGGGCACCAACCAUCAGUAGCCCUCAAUGACAAGAAAGUUUUUCCAUGGUGCCACCCAAAGAACCACACACCCUCUGGUUUGGUUUGCGGCUGUAAUCUGCACUGUUGUUGCCAUAGCCGUGAUCAUUGCGGGGAUUUCUGUGUUCGCGGGCUACAUGAUAAUCCAUCCGAGGGUGCCUUUCAUCACCGUCACCUCAGCUCACCUGGACAACCUUCAAAACUCAGUGGCUGGUCUUCUCGACACAGAAAUCACCAUUAUUGUGAGGGCUGAGAAUGACAACACGAAAGCACACGCCAGCUUUUCGGAUACAAGCUUCAUACUGAGCUUCGAAGGCCUGAACAUUGCCAGGUUGGUGGCAUUGCCAUUUGAUGUGAAGAAAAAUAGUUCGGUGGAUUUUCAUUAUGUGGUGCAAUCUUCAUCUAUUCCAUUGAGCCCUGAGCAGAUGGAUCUAAUAGAUAUUUCAUUGAAGCGAGAUAAAAUUAGUUUCAAUUUGAAGGGGAAUUUGAGAGCAAGGUGGAGAGUAGGGCUGCUUGGCUCUGUAAAAUUCUGGGGUCAUUUGAAUUGUCACCUCAGGUUUCAUCCUUCAAAUGGAAGCUACAUACACUCACCUUGUAGCUCCAGGGCAAAAUAGUAAAAUUGUUACGUACUUUUCCUUCUUCCCUUCUUAUCCUUUUAGCUUUCAUGCAGACAAAUUGAGUUCCUCUUUCAAAAUAAAUAGGCUUCAUUUCAAUUUUCAUGUUUGAGAUUAUU
Molecule: messenger RNA, 2408 nt
Organism: Prunus avium (sweet cherry)
Lineage: Eukaryota; Viridiplantae; Streptophyta; Magnoliopsida; Rosales; Rosaceae
Product: late embryogenesis abundant protein
Biological process (GO): defense response to other organism
Cellular component (GO): plasma membrane
Source: RefSeq, a predicted model, not a curated record